AUGAUCUCCAGAGUCGGAUUGAGAGCCCCACGUGCCACCAGAAACUUCCAGGUUUCCGCCAAGUCUAUGAACUCUGUGUUCGGUACCCCAAAGACCGGUACCUACUCCAACAUCCCUUUCCCAGUUAAGACCAAGAGAGUUCCUUUUGCUCUUGUGUGGUACGGCACUUUUGGUUUCUUCUUUGCCUUCCCAUUCAUCACUGCUUACUGGCACAUGAAGAAGGCUGGUAACAUCUAA
Molecule: messenger RNA, 237 nt
Organism: Australozyma saopauloensis
Lineage: Eukaryota; Fungi; Ascomycota; Pichiomycetes; Serinales; Metschnikowiaceae
Gene: COX8
Product: cytochrome c oxidase subunit VIII
Exons: 1
Coding region: 1-237 (78 amino acids)
Biological process (GO): mitochondrial electron transport, cytochrome c to oxygen
Source: RefSeq, a predicted model, not a curated record